CAUUAUUAACGCUGGCAUCCCAAGAGAUAUUCGCUCCGGCUCUUGGUCGAUUUUGACCUCUUCACCCACCUCAGCCUGUGAACUGCCGGUCAAAGAUGGAUACCAGACCUGCGCAUGACGAUGCCAUUUCUCCGUUGACGGACACUUCGAGUCCCACGAUGCUCGUCGCCGCAUCCCCUAUGGUUUCUUCGCCGACCGACUCCGCGUUGUCACGAUUCGAGCCUCUCUAUCGGCCUAACUCACCUCUAAGUUAUUUCUCGACAGGCUCAUCUGAUGGCCGACCCGUCGAACGAAAAAUCGAUUACGACUGCUUUCCCGAAGUAGUUGUCUCGGACGACCCCGAGCCGGCUGGAUUGGAGAAUCAAGUCACUGGAUAUAACCUGCCACAAGUGGACUACAGCGACGCACCCGAGCUGGAUAAACGGGACAUUGAGAUAUACUCUGGUCUUGAGGUUGUGGCAGCACCAGAACUAUCCACAAGAAAUGUGACGCCGUUAAAUCUCCUCGGAGAUCAGCCUGACUGGAUCGAUUGCCCUUUUUGCGAAAGACGAACCAUGACUACAAUAAAGAGGAAGCCUUCAAAUCUAACACAUAUGCAAGCUGCCUUUCUACUCGCCACCAUCGGUCCCGGCGUUGCUAUACCCUACGCUGCAAAAUGGUCUUACAAAAUACAACAUUAUUGCGAAAACUGCAACAAUAAAGUCGCCUAUUUAUCAAGGGGGAAGGAUGUGUUUGUUUGUAAGGCACCUCUGAGUUCAAGAGAAGCGUCAAGAUAUCCCGAUUCAAUUUAGUAUUACCUAAUAUGCAGCAGUAAGGUUUGGUCUCCAACAUCAGUCGUUGGCAAGAAGUAUAGAAGGUGUC
Messenger RNA from Ilyonectria robusta, 861 nucleotides. RefSeq lists its product as uncharacterized. The transcript is spliced from 4 exons. The record is from RefSeq and is a predicted model, not a curated record. Lineage: Eukaryota; Fungi; Ascomycota; Sordariomycetes; Hypocreales; Nectriaceae. Bases 96 to 791 code for a protein of 231 amino acids.